Molecule: messenger RNA, 790 nt
Organism: Guillardia theta CCMP2712
Lineage: Eukaryota; Cryptophyceae; Pyrenomonadales; Geminigeraceae
Exons: 5
Coding region: 187-429 (80 amino acids)
Source: RefSeq, a predicted model, not a curated record
GGAGGGCAGGAGAGCAACCAAGGCGAGGGCGUCCAGGAGCAGGACGAGCAGGAGCAACCAAGGCGAGGGCGUCCAGGAGCAGGACGGGCUGGAGGAGGCAGGAGGAGGAGACGCCUGUUAGUUCGUCAACUGCCAUGUGCUCUCGAAGAACACUGGACGGGAGACUGAUCGAGAAGUGCUGCGAGGAUGCAACUCAAGGAGUUUUAUGGCAAGUAUGGCAGGUUAACAAGAAGAUAUCACGGGUGCUGGUGUGUGAAGUGGCUGGAUGAAGAUGAAGCCAUCGCCCAGGCUCUCGGGCAGAGGUUUGAGAAACCAGGGGCGAGGUCGCUGUGUAAGCUGGGCAGCGAGUACCAUGAUACGUGGUUGUGCUAUGUGAGUGCGGAGGAGCUUGCUUCUUUGUCUCAUACCACGAGGAAGCAAAAUCAGUGAAGACACUUCAAUCGUCAAGAAACGGAUGGACAGACAGAAAGAUGUAGAUUGUGUAGAUGACUAUGACGAUGCAACUAUGAAGAAUGAUGGUAGCAGUGAAUUACGUCAUGUUCAUCCUGUAACAACUGAUUGUUGACUUGCAAGCCUGAGCAACUGCAGGCUACAGGAAAGAGAACAAGGAGAGCUGAGUGAACCUCAAUAUCCUCUUGGCCCUUCAGUUGCUCCCUUAUCUGGGCUGUCGAGACGAACAGUGAUGGCAUGGCACAAGUGCUGUGGAGAGCGAUAGAGGAUUCUUACAGACAACUUCUCAUCUUCAGGAUAUUGAUAUGUUGAAAAUCAUAUUGAAAUGAAAAUCUUUUGC